UGUGUUAUGUUCGGCGUUUCAAAUAGACGUUCUCAAAUAUUGAAUGUUUGUGUUAGUUCUCUUCUCUCAGAUUUAUGUCAGGUUUUGAAGCGAUGAAUUAUCUUUAAAUACAUGCACUAAGUGACCACUGACUAGGUAUUUUAGAGGUUACCACAGAUAAAAGGAGAUGGCAUCGUCAACAAUUGCAUGUGUCUAUUGUGGUUUGAUUGAAUACUUUCCUCACCUCUUCUUACAUCCUCCUGCAGGUCGUUUUAUGCUGAGAGGGUGAAAGGAAGCCACCCAGGUGGUGCAUGUGCUCUGUGGCGUUGAAUGAAUUAUUUUCGCCGGAGCUUUUCAGUUUAAAGUAUGACUUCAUCUUAGCUCCUGAUGGGUGUACUGGACAUUUCCAAACCAUCGUCGUACUGUCCCGUGCAGGACACGUAGGAUCACUAAAGCCUGAAUUAUUUCCAUCUCAUAACGUUAAAGCUGGCUCACACACAGCAAUCGUCAAUGGCAACAGCCUUACCCACAAACUCUGACCGGUCACAUAUUGAGUUUGCACAGGGGACAUUUCGACAUGAUGGGAACAGCACAGGUGUAAAAAAAAUAAAAAUACGUUAAGUUCCAAGUUAGUUGUUUCAGAGCUUUGCUUUUUGUCCAUGCUCUCCCCCAGUGACUCUCCAUCCCGGGUGAACCAGAAGUGAGAGCUGGCUUUAUAUAGCCACAAGAGCAGAGAGUCAGGGGGUCAACAGGGGAUAAUGAGGGGGGGGAAGUCUAUGGGCUUUGUAGAUAUCUUGAGAAGCAGCUUGGUUAGAUGUUCUGCUGGACACAGUCUGUGCAUCUUAAUUGUAGCUUGGCUGGACUGUGAAGCUCUCACGAUGAUCAACGAGAAAGAGGAUAAAGGAGAAGAUGUCAGUGAGUGUUGUUGGUCUGGUAGCUUUCCAGGCUUUAUUUAUUAUUGAAAUAAUACAUUGUAUUCUAGCAGCUUUGUAAAAACAUCUUCACUUGAGAAGCUCACUGUUUUCGCGGAGCAGCGUCGGAUCAGCCGAAACCUCGGACGAAGUCACAAAACCCUCGUCACACGAGCGGCUCAGUGGAAACUCGACCUACAUGUGUUCUCAGAAUAGUUUGUCUGAUAUCGUUCUCGCCGCAGAGGGGGAGAUGACCAAGGAGGAUGUUCCGGAGCCCGUUGAGGGAGACACCGUGCUGGGCUGGGCCUCGUCCAGCCAGCGGUCGGUCAUCCACCAGGUGGCCUCGGCACCGAUGCCCAGCGACUGUGAGUUCUCCUUCUUUGACCCCGGCGAGCCGCAGUGCAAAGAGGUUCUUUUGGAUCCCAGCACCACCAUCCCGGAGCUGUUCGCUAUCCUCCGGCAGUGGGUGCCUCAGGUCCAGAAGAACAUCGACCUCAUCGGCAAUGAGAUCCUGAAGAGAGGCUGCGGCGUGAACGACCGGGACGGGCUGACCGACAUGAGCCUCCUGCACUACUGCUGCAAGGCCGGCGCCCCGGGCAUCGGUGACGCAGAGGCGUCCGCCGGCUUUGCCCGCCAGCUGCUUGCCCUGGGCGCAGAUCCCAACCUCCGCUCGCGCUGGACCAACAUGAGGGCCCUGCACUACGCCGCAUACUUUGACGUGCCCCAGCUCAUCCGGGUCGUGUGGCAGGCCUCGCAGCCCGGAGAGGUCGAUGCCACCUGCAGUGACUUUGACUUCGGCACCGCUCUGCACAUCGCGGCGUCCAACCUGUGCAUAUCGGCCGUCACAUGUCUCUUGGAGCUGGGAGCCAACCCUGCCUUUAGAAACGUGAAAGGGCAGUGCCCAGCAGACGUGGUGCCCGACCCCCUCGACAUGCCCCUGGAGACGGCGGAUGUGGCCUCUGUGGCCAAGGAGCUCUGGGCUCUGCUGAGUCAGGCUUUACCCAGACCCAGCUCCCCCCUGCCCCUCACACUGCAAGCCCAAGCCCCCCCUGUUCUCUCCGACAAGGCCAGGAUACAGCUCUCCGCCAUGGGGCUCCGACUGGGGGACCGCGUGGUCAUAGCUGGACAGAAGGUUGGGAGUCUGCGUUUCUGUGGCAGCACGGAGUUCUCUGGAGGCCUCUGGGCCGGAGUGGAGCUGGACAAACCGGAGGGGAAGAACGCCGGCUCGGUCGCCGGGGUUCAGUAUUUCACCUGUGGACUCAAACACGGGAUCUUUGCUCCCCUCUCGAAGAUCAGCAAACCUUUGGAGAGACUUAGCAGCAGGAAGACGUCGACGCCCGUGCGGCCCCCUCGUCGCAGCGGCGCGUCCCGCUUCACCUCCAAGAUGAACGCGGGUGUCCUCUCUCGCUCGCUCUCCUCUUCAUCCUCUUCCCUGGACUCUCGGCAUGCGCCGGGCGCCCGUCCGCUGCCACGGCAACGGCUUCCCGCCAGGCAGCGACGGGAGCGCGCCUCUCUGAGUCCCCGGGCCGCGCCCUCGCCGGCCCUCCGCCUUCAUCCCGACACCGUGGCGCCGACGGCCGCAGGUCAUCGAAGCCGAACCCCUUCAGCUGGUAGCUCUGUGUGUGGGGGCCCUGAGGUGCGCCUGGGGGAGAGGGUGCUGGUGGUGGGCCAGAGAACAGGCGUAGUCCAGUUCUGUGGACAGACCGGCUUCGCUCCAGGGCUCUGGUUGGGGAUCGAGCUGGACACGCCGAGCGGGAAGAACGACGGCUCCGUGGGAGGAGUGCGGUAUUUCCGUUGCUCGCCUAAACACGGCGUGUUUGCUCCCGCCUCUCGCGUUCAGAGGAUCCACGGGUCGGUGGACUGCCUGUCGGAGCUCUCCUCCUCGCGCCUCUCUCCUCCUCUCAGCGGGACAAUCCGUCGCAGUUUCAGCACGUCGACGGGCAUCGCCACCACGAAGGAGACGAGCAGCACGAGGAGUCCUGUUCCCAGAAGAAGUCGCUCCACCCCUCACCGGCGGCGGUGGAGCACCCUCAGCGGCGGCGUCGCCGCAGGGUGCAGCCCCUCGCCCGGCUCCGACGGCCCGGCGUGUCUCCACGUGGGCAUGCAGGUCCUGCUCACCAGCGCCAACGACAUGGCGUUCAUCCGCUACCUGGGCGCGGCCGACUUCUCCCCGGGUCUCUGGCUGGGCCUGGAGCUCCGGAGCGCCACGGGCAAGAACGACGGCUCCGUGGGCGGCCGCCGCUACUUCGCCUGUGGACCGGGCCACGGCGUGCUCGUCCGGCCCAGCCGCGUCACCUACCGGGGCAUCAACGGGGCCCGCUUGGUGAAUGACGACGGCUAAGGACCCCGGGUGGGCGGGGCUAAGGACCCCGGGUGGGCAGGGCUUGGGAGGGAAAUGUUUGUGUUCGUUCAGUCUCAACUUCUCGUUCUUCUUUGCACUGCGUAUUGUUUCUCCUUCAUAAAACAAGUCCUCUAGAAUAUAUCCAUCUUUUAAUAGUUCAAAUUUAAACUACUAGAUUUAUUUUUUGAAAACAUGUCUAAGGCAAAGAAAGCACUUUAAAUUCCUAUAAAACGUGUCUUGGCAGCGUACAGGUGGGAAAAACAGUCUUGAAUAUAUAUAUAUAUAUAAGACAUUUAUUAUAAUAAUAAGGCAAUACUUUUAAUCUGAUUGCACUAAGAAGCUAUAUCCAUCAAUAUGAUGGAUCAGAAUAAGAAAACGUGGACAGUAUGGAUGAGAAACUGUUCCUCAUACCCAAAGCUAAUUUGCUCACAUGCAGUCGAGAUGUUUAUCAGAUCAUUUAGGUGCUAAUGUGGCUUCUAUCUACCAAAAGAGUGCAUGUGAGCGUGCACGCCCGCGUGUGCAUGUGUGUAUCAAUCAAGAGCACUUUGAAAGCAGGGUCGCCGUGCGGCUCACGGAUAAUUAAAGUUACUGUAUUUUCACUUUAUGAAUCAGCGUGAAUUAGGCGGGAUUUAAUUAAGCCGAGAACCCCGCCAACCUCCGUCGCAACGCAGCGGCGCCGAGAGAAGGCGCCGCUCCGCUGCAGCGGUCUCUCCCACAGAGUCGGACUCGGCGCCGUCGCUCUCCUCCCGAUCCGCUAUCUGCUCGGCGAGCUUAGCCCAAAAGAACCUCCUGCAGCGCUGACCGCGCCACGGGCUCCUGCUCCUCCUUUGGCCGGGCGCAGACCGCUAAGCGAUGACCUUCAGGGUCACGGACACACGUUGAGAACACGAGGACUCGGGCGUCUCAGCUUGUGACUGAGCUGGCCCGUUAUAGAUUACUACCACCUGGAUUUUGGAAAAAUCCAAAUGCGUGUGAUACCAGCCCCGACCGUGUGCGUCGGGACCAGGUGGUAUCGUGUUGAGGACCGCACUUCAAAGCGGGGCUGAUUGUAUUUGAUGCUUAAUUUGACACGCGUCUUCAUCCCGGAGCUUCAAGGGUCUCGUUUGUCUUGUGACUCGAGGUCGUCUGGGCGGCUCGGCAUCGAUCCUGCACGGGGGGGGGGGGGGGGGCUGAACUGACCCAGCAUUCAGCAAAACACUCGUGUACCGUCCAAUUAAGGCGCGUCGGCCACAAGCAGCCGUAGAAUCUCCAGCGGCCUCCUCAUUGAUCGGCGCGGCGUGAUUGAAAAGCUGCGGCGGUCAGAGCCCGAGGCGGUCAGAGCCGACGGAGUCUUUCCCAAUCCAAAACAUUCCUGCUUUAAAGACGCACGCCUCUUCCCAUUCGCAUUCAGCCCGUCUCCGUGGUAACUCCUGCGAUAUCUGCCGGCGUUCCACAUUCCUGCGCUCCGCGCUGGAUGAACCGGCCUCGUGUCGGUGCGUGUGGCGGGAGAGUCUGUGUUCUCAUGGGUUAUCGGGUGGGUCUUUUGUUUUUCAUGAAAUCCCUAAAAUGUAUAUUUGAAGUGUGGGAGAAAGAGAUUUAGUCUGAUGCAUUUACGUGUCGUGGAAAAUAAAUAUUUGUUGAAAAAAUAUGUUUAAAAAAAAGGCGAAUAAAAGAUUAUAUUCUAAUUUGA
Pseudoliparis swirei is the source of this 4900-nucleotide messenger RNA. RefSeq names its product CAP-Gly domain-containing linker protein 4-like. Bases 1090 to 3231 code for a protein of 713 amino acids. NCBI's taxonomy places the organism in Eukaryota, Metazoa, Chordata, Actinopteri, Perciformes, Liparidae. Gene Ontology annotation, molecular function: microtubule plus-end binding. Gene Ontology annotation, cellular component: cytoplasm; nucleus; microtubule plus-end. Gene Ontology annotation, biological process: cytoplasmic microtubule organization. The record is from RefSeq and is a predicted model, not a curated record. The transcript is spliced from 14 exons.